Messenger RNA from Malania oleifera, 1828 nucleotides. Its product is annotated as protein JINGUBANG. NCBI's taxonomy places the organism in Eukaryota, Viridiplantae, Streptophyta, Magnoliopsida, Santalales, Ximeniaceae. Gene Ontology annotation, molecular function: protein binding. The record is from RefSeq and is a predicted model, not a curated record. The coding region runs from base 106 to 1347 and encodes 413 amino acids. The transcript has a single exon.
CCCAGCUCCGCUCCCCUCCUUUUCCUCCUUCUCCCUCUCUCUCUGCACAAUCCUCUCUGGCUCCCCCAAAAAUUUCCUCUUUGCCAGAGAUUUAAUCUUCAGGAUAUGGUUAAUUCAGGUAUUGCGGUAUCAUCAACAACCCCGUUACUUUCUGGGGCAGCAAGCAGCAGCAGCAGCAGCAGCGAAGCAGGGGAUAGUCCUCCAACCUCGCACCGGUUCGGGAUCCAGGAUGUGAGGUAUGAGUUUCCAAGCAAACCCAUUUCAUGUUCCUAUUCGUAUCGAUCGCUGGCUGUUCUUUCGGGCCAUAUCGGAUCGGUUUCCUGUUUGGCUCUUUGUGGGGAGUUCAUUCUCAGUGCUUCACAAGGCAUGGAUAUCAUUGUGUGGCAACAGCCUGAUCUGAGGCAAUUCACCAAGUUCGGGCAGGGCGAUGGAUCGGUUAAAGCCCUCGAAACAGUGGGAAACAAGGUCUUUACAGCCCACCAAGACGGGAGAAUAAGGGUUUGGAAGGUUUCGAGAAGCUCCGAAAACGUGUUCAGGCUUGUGGACACCCUUCCCACCACAAAGCAGUACUUGGGGAAGUUCAUGAAGCAGAGCAAUUAUGUCCAAACUAGGCGGAAUCACAAGCGGUUAUGGAUCGAACAUGCUGAUAGCAUAUCAUGCUUGACGAUCUAUAAUGGGUUGAUCUACUCGGGGUCGUGGGAUAAGACCCUCAAGGUCUGGAGGGUUUCGGAUUUGAAGUGCUUGGAAUCAAUAAAGGCACAUGAUGAUGCAAUCAACGGGUUAGUUGCAAGCAAGGGGAUUGUGUAUUCUGCUUCAGCAGAUGGGAAGAUCAAGGCUUGGGGAAGGGAUGGGAGCGGCUCAUCGCACUCGCUGAAGGGGGUUUUGGAGGGCCACAAGGAUGUUUCACUGAAUUCGGUCGUGGUUUCUGAGGACGGGAGCACAGUUUAUGCUGGCGAGUCUGAUGGUUUUGUGAUGGGGUGGAAGGGGAAUUGUGAAUGUGCUGGUUGGAAGCUGGUCUGUGAGACAAAGGCACAUGAAAUGGCUGUGUUGUGUAUGUGCCUAAUGGGGGAAUUCCUGUGCUGUGGGUCAGCAGAUAAGGGCAUCAGCAUUUGGAAGAUGGAGGCUCAUGGUGGGCUUCGCAAAUUUUUGGUUGUAAGAGGCCACGAAGGGCCUGUGAAGUGCCUGCAGGCAUUGCCUUGCAGAAUUGGUGGUGGGUUCAUGCUCUAUAGUGGUAGCCUUGACAAAAGUCUGAGGGUGUGGUGGGUUCCAAAGAACUCUACAGAGGGGGAUGACAAGGAUGCUUACCCUGUACAGAGUACAGAGAAAAGUUCUGCAAUCUUGUGUUAGGGAAAAAAUUUCUUCCACUUCUUCUUCUUCUUCUUCUUCUUCUUCUUCUUCUUCUUUUUGGGUUUAUGAGUGAUGAAGCACUCCUUCCCUUUUUAAGUGUCUGCAGUGCUUCUAGGUAUUAUAGUUGGGUUUUGUCCAAUAGUGCCUUUUGAGUGAUUUGGGUGUGAUGAGAAGAGGCAAGAAUCAAAGCUAGCCUCAAUCAUCUUGAAUUUGGUUUGGGUUUGAGUUCUUUCUGCCAAGUAGUUGCAGGGUACAAGCAAAAUGAUUUGGGUAUAGAAUUAUAGGAAAUCAUCUUGAAUUUGAUUUGGGUUUGAGUUCUUCCUGCCAAGUAGUUGCAGGGUACAAGCAAAAUGAUUUGGGUAUAGAAUUAUAGGAAAUCAUAGGAACAUGAUAGAACAGUGCGCAUUUUUUCCACUAUACAAAGUCUAUGAAUUGUAAUUAGGGUUUUAGGGGAUUCAUUCAAUGGAAAUAAUAAUGUUUU